UUCAGAUUUCAAUAUUACUUGAUUAGGCUUGGCCGUGCAAUGAACGAUCGUGUGGAGUCGUGUACUGUAGCUAGAGUUAUCCUUGUUUAGGUGUCAAGGAGACUUCAUUAGACUAGACAAUACUAGCCAUGAGUGCGCUAAAGAAGAUGUUCGGUAAGAAGGGGAAGGACGAGCCAGAGGAAAGUACCAGCCCGGGAGCUGAAGAGGGCCCUGCUGACAGUGAACCUGUUAGAACUAGAGGAAUCAUGUUUGCUGGCGAGGAUGACGAUGAUGAGCCUCCCAAGAGGAAGGGAGGUGGUAUAUCAUUCGCUGAACCUCCUCCUCCUGAUUCUAAAGACUCAAAGAAGAAGAAAGCUAAGGGGAAACAUGUUCGAGUUGUGCUAGAAGAAGACGCAGAGUCUGGUAAGAAGACGAAGAGCAAGUCCACAUCCAGCAAGACAAAGAGCCAGCCUCCGCCAAUAGAAAUCAAGAAGAAGAUCAGCAAGUGCAAGGAUGAGAAGUCACCCAUUCUAGACCUGAGCAAAGCUGAUUUGUCAGAGAUACCCUCCAGCAUUAAAGAGCUUCACUGGUUGGAGGAGCUGUAUGCAUAUGGUAAUCGCGUGGGCAGUCUCCCGCACGAAGUCUGUAACCUCAAGAAACUCAGAAAACUAGCAGUCAACGAAAACCUCCUCCAAACUCUACCAGAUGACCUUCGUAACCUUGUGGCUUUGCAAGUGCUGGAUCUGCGUCACAAUCGCUUUAAAGAGAUUCCCUCGAUCAUCUUCCAGCUCACUGCACUCAAGACACUGUAUCUGCGAUGUAACAAGAUUAAGGUCGUACAGCCAGAGCUGGGGAACCUCCAGAACAUCACAACUCUGAUUCUCCGUGAGAACAAGAUCACUGCCCUCCCUCCAGAUAUCGGCCGUCUCACUUCAAUCACAGCCCUCGAUGUGUCUCACAACAACCUCCACACUCUACCAGAGGAGAUUGGUCAGUGCAGUCAACUGGUGUUCCUGGAGCUACAACAUAACGAACUCCAGUCGCUACCGGUAACCGUCGGCAACUGUACCUCCCUACGACGUCUUGGGCUGAGGUAUAACAAGUUGGCUGAGCUCCCCAACACUUUGUGUGAGUGUACGGAACUGGAGGACAUCAGUCUGGAGAGCAACUCACUACAAUCACUACCAGAGCAGUUGUUUGGCUCAAUAAAGAAGAUCACGGCCAUCCAGUUGAGUAGGAACGGAUUCGUUGCUUUCCCCAUCUCAGACCCCACCCACCUCGGAAAAGUCAACUCCCUGACCAUAGAGCACAACAAGAUCACCAAAGUUCCUCUGGGGAUAUUCUCACAAGCCCCUGAGUUAACGAGUGUUAAUCUAAGGGACAAUCAAAUAGCAACUCUACCACUGGACUUUGGUACGUGGGUGGCACUCACUGAGCUGGACCUGGGCACCAACCAGCUCUCAUCAAUACCAGAGGAUAUCCAAGAGCUCACUAGACUAGAGGUCUUGGUCCUCUCCAACAAUGCCAUCAGAAACCUGCCCAAGGGCAUCUCUGCCUUGCGUAACCUUCGUAUGUUGGACCUGGAGGGGAACAAGUUGGAGUUCCUAGCCACUGAGAUCAGCUACCUCAGGGAGUUACAGAAACUGAACGUUCAGUCCAACAGAAUCACUAACCUGCCCCGAGGAUUGGGAUUGCUGGUGAACCUUCAGUACCUCGGUGCUGGAGAGAACAACCUCCUCGAGAUCCCAGCAGAGAUAGGCACUCUAGAGAACUUGGAGGAGUUGUAUUUGAAUGACAAUCCUAACCUCCAGUCCCUGCCCUAUGAGUUAGCUCUCUGCAAGCGCCUGGCUCUAAUGAGUGUCGAGGGUUGUCCUCUCUCUCGACUGCCCCCUCAUGUAGUCGAUGGAGGCCCCUCCGCUAUUAUACAGCACCUCAAGUACCAAGGCCCCUAUCGAGGUAUGCGGUAACUGACCCCCAUGAACCCUACCGAUAUAGCGAUUGUCGUAGUAAAUAACAAUUUUACAACACUUAUUUUAGUAUUUUUGUAUGGUCAGUGAGCCAUAGAUUAUUCAACCUGUUUGGGUGUGCACUGAUUGUUUCGCCAGAUAAGACUCUUAGAUCUCAUUGUCACUGUAAGUAAUUAACUUAUAAUUAUUAAAAAUUAUUAAAGUGUUCACUGUUUCACUAUUAUUAUGGUUUAAUUAUUAUUGUCCAUAUCACAUUGAAAAAAAGUUUUUUUGCAACACAAUAAA
Molecule: messenger RNA, 2231 nt
Organism: Halichondria panicea
Lineage: Eukaryota; Metazoa; Porifera; Demospongiae; Suberitida; Halichondriidae
Product: leucine-rich repeat protein SHOC-2-like
Exons: 13
Coding region: 129-1946 (605 amino acids)
Molecular function (GO): protein binding
Source: RefSeq, a predicted model, not a curated record